AUGCUUCUGAGGACGCGUCUUGUGUGCAAUACGUUCCAGCUGGCAAAGCGUAAUUUCUUUCUCACUCAGAACAUAUUCAAUAGCUCAACCAUAAUGGAUAGCGAUUUUGUGGACUCGGGAGACGAAGACUUUGCUCCUGUUGUUAGCUCAAAGACCUCCACAGCAAAAACGGCCGGUCCCCCAAAGAAGCCUUUAUCAAACGCACAAAACAAAGCGAACAUGGGACCUGCCAAGAAAGUGAGCGAAAAUUCACAGAAGUACCAAAAGCUAUCUCAGUUGGAUCAUGUGCUAUUACGUCCAGAUACCUAUGUCGGCUCUGUUGAAAGCUUUCAGUCGGAACAGUGGGUCAUUAGCGAUGAAGAGCCUGUCUCUAUGGAGCGUAAGGUUGUAAGUGUUGUCCCUGGUCUGUUCAAGAUUUUUGAUGAGAUUUUGGUAAACGCAGCCGACAACAAGAUUCGGGAUCCAACUAUGACAAGAAUUGAUGUCGUGAUAGAUGCUGAAAAUAACCUUAUUGAGGUCAAGAACGACGGUAAAGGUAUUCCAGUUGAGAUUCACGAGGAAGAAAAAAUUUACAUUCCAGAGUUGAUCUUUGGCCAUCUACUCACCUCCAGUAAUUAUGAUGACGAUGAGAAGAAAGUAACUGGUGGUAGAAACGGUUAUGGUGCCAAGUUGUGUAACAUCUUCUCCACCUCUUUCACCAUUGAGACUGCUGACAAGCAAAGUGGAAAAGUCUACAAGCAAACUUGGUCAAACAAUAUGAGUUCUCAUACCAAGCCGAAGAUUACGGCCAUGAAGACCGCCAAAGAGUACACGAAAAUCUCCUUCAAUCCUGAUUUGUCCAAGUUUGGAAUGGAAAGGCUGGAUGCUGAUAUUUUGGGCGUGCUCCGUCGUCGUGUUUACGAUAUAUGUGGCUCCGUGAGGGGCAUAAAAGUGUACCUGGAUGGAAAACUCAUCAAGAUCUCCAACUUUUCAAAGUACGUGGAGAUGUAUGUCAAAUCUUUAGAGGCGACUAAGGUCCAGUUCACCGAGGUGAAAGAGGAGGGUGCUUUGACACCUCCUCCAAGCUCCUCACCAACUAUCGUCUACCAAGUUAUUAAUGACAGAUGGGAGAUUGCAUUUUCCUUGUCCGAUGGAACUUUCAAUCAGGUGUCUUUUGUGAACUCCAUUGCCACAACGGCGGGUGGUACCCAUGUCAACUUGAUUGCUGAUAUGCUUGUCGAUAAGAUUAUCGAACAAACAAAGAAGAAGAACAAGAGGGCAAUGAUCAAGCCAUUUCAGGUCAGAAAUAAUAUGUUUCUCUUUAUUAACUGUCUGAUUGAAAACCCUGCUUUCACAUCCCAAACGAAGGAGCAGCUGACUACCAGACCUAGCCAGUUUGGUGGUAAAAAGAUGGAGCUUCCAGACGAGUUCGUCAAAAAGGUUUUGAAAAGUGGAAUCGUUGACAGUGUUCUGGAUAUUGCUGCAGCAAAUGCUGACAAAGCUUUGAAGAAAGGUGACGGUUCUCGUAAGAGCAGAGUCACCGGAUACCCCAAGUUGGAAGAUGCCAAUAAAGCCGGUACCAAAGAUGGUCACAAGUGUACUUUAAUUCUCACCGAGGGUGAUUCUGCUCAUGCUCUUGCGGUUGCUGGUUUGGCUGUUGUAGGAAGAGACUUCUACGGGUGUUAUCCACUCAGAGGUAAGAUGUUGAACGUGAGGGAGGCCACCGUUGAUCAAAUCAUGAAGAAUGCAGAAAUUUCUGCCAUAAAGCAAAUCAUGGGAUUACAGCAUAAGAAAAAAUACGACACCAGCAACAUUAAUACCCUCAGAUAUGGUCGGAUUAUGAUCAUGACUGAUCAAGAUCAUGAUGGAUCCCAUAUCAAAGGUUUGAUCAUUAACUUCUUGGAGUCCUCCUUCCCCGGCCUGCUGAGUGUCCCUGGUUUCCUUAUUGAGUUCAUCACACCCAUUGUGAAGAUCACGAUGCUCACGGGUCCAGAAAAGGGUAAGGUUAUACCAUUCUACAACAUGCCAGAGUACGAAGAAUGGAGAGACAACAUUGGAAACACAUACAGUUACAAACAGAAGUACUACAAGGGUUUGGGUACCUCCUCUCCGGCCGAAAUGAGAGAGUACUUUGGCAUGCUAGACAAGCAUUUGAAACACUUUCAUGAACUUCAACCUCCUGACGUUGGUUUGAUCGAGUUAGCAUUCUCCAAGAAGAAGGCUGACGACCGUAAGGAGUGGCUUAGGGGUUUUCAACCUGGAACCUUUUUAGAUCCAGACCUUCAGGUUAUUCCAAUCUCUGAAUUCAUUAACAAAGAGUUGAUUCUCUUCUCAAUGGCUGAUAACAUUAGAUCAAUUCCGUCUGUUUUGGAUGGUUUCAAACCUUCUCAGAGAAAGAUCUUGUACGGUUGUUACAAGAGAAAUCUCAGCUCGGAAAUCAAAGUUUCCCAGCUGGCAGGUUAUAUUGGGGAACACACGGGAUAUCAUCAUGGUGACGCUUCAUUGAUUCAAAGUAUUGUUGGUUUGGCGCAGGAUUUCGUCGGAAGUAACAAUAUGAACCUCCUCAUGCCAUUAGGAGGUUUCGGUACCAGAGGGUCAGGAGGUAAGGAUGCGUCCGCUGCUAGGUAUAUUUACACGGAGCUAGCUUCUAUUACCAAGAAGGUGUUCAACCCUAAGGAUAACCCAUUGCUGACAUACCUGCAAGAUGACGAACAAACCGUCGAGCCUGAAUGGUAUAUCCCCAUCAUUCCUAUGAUUCUGGUUAAUGGUGCAGAAGGAAUUGGUACUGGGUGGAGCAGUAAUAUUCCUUCGUACAACCCUGCUGAUAUCAUUGAUAACAUUAGAAGAUUGCUUGACGACGAGGAGCUUGAAGAAAUGGUUCCAUGGUAUCGUGGCUGGGAGGGUGAUAUUAUCAAAUUGAGUCCUGACAAGUACAAAGUCGAAGGUAAAAUUGAACAGAUUGACGAGAGUACCGUUGAGAUUUCCGAGUUACCCAUCAAGAUGUGGACUGUUACCAUGAAAGAAUAUCUUUUGCAAGGACUAGCUGGAACUGAGAAGCAAAAGCCUUGGAUCAAAGAUAUGCAGGAACAGCAUGGCGUUGGGAUUAAAUUUGUCAUCACGCUGACUCAAGAAGAGAUGGCCAAGUCACUUGCAAUGGGAUUGAAAGAACGUUUCAAGCUGGUCACUUCUUUGUCCACAGCCAAUAUGGUGGCCUUUGAUGCAAAUGGUAGAAUCAAGAAGUACAACGAUGUGAAAGAUAUCCUCAAAGAUUACUACAAUGUCAGAUUGCACUUUUACCAACUUCGCAAGGAUCACAUGGUUGAGCAAUUCUCAAACCAGCUUGAGAAAUUGUCGGCCCAAGCCAGGUUCAUCAAGCUAAUCAUCGACAGAGAGCUUGUGGUUUCCAACAAAAAGAAGAAGGAUCUAGUUGCUGAGCUUCAGUCUCUGAAGUUCCCCAGUUUUGAUAAAAACGGUGCCCCAGUCAAGGCAAUAUCUAGAGAUGAUAGUGAGAGCGAUGAGGAAGAUAUUGUUGAUGCGGAUACGUCGAUCAUCCAUAAGGCAGUUACUGCAUCCAGCAGUUAUGAUUAUUUACUAGGCUUGCCUAUCUGGUCGCUGACCAGGGAAAGGUAUGAGAAGCUUUUGGCUCAGAAGAUUGAGAAAGAAAACGAGCUGACUACUCUCCUGGCUUUGUCAGCUAAAGACUUGUGGAAGGUUGACCUGCAUGAUUUACGAGAAGCGUGGGAUAAGUUGCUGGAGGAUGACUUGCAGCGUCGCUUGUCAGGCGUAGCUGACAUUGUUACCAAAAAGAAGAGAGCUCGUAAGACAAAGGCUAAGAAAGAGGAUGAUGAUGAUGAUGAUUUUGCGCCCAACAAAAAGAAGGUGAAGACCUCAGCAGCACCAAAGACGAAGGCUAAGACCAAUGAUGUCCUUCCUCCCUCGCUCACAGCUCCAAAACAGGAGAAUGACAUAUUCAGUUCUGCCAUUUUUGGAAGCCCCAUCAGGGUGGAUCUGAGCGAUGCGGAAGACGAUAUGGCCUUGGAUGAUAGUUUUUCCAAGUUUGAUGAUGUGGUGAAGGCAUCCGCGUUUCCAUCAAAAGCAUCUAAAGAUGAGGUGAAGGCCAAGCCCGCUACGAAGAAAGUAUUAAAGAAGGUUCUGGUUAAGCCUAACUCCAUUCCUGCGAAGAAGGCUCCACCCAAGAAGGCAAAGAUUUUAGAUGAUGAAGACGAGUUGUCUCAUGUCCCUGUCGUUGUGCCUGCGAAAAACGUUCCAAAGAGGGCAGCCGCUAAGAAGGCAGUGAAGUUGGUGGACAGCGACGAGGAGAUGGACUCCGUUUCUGAGUCACAGCCCGAAUCGGAUUAUGACGACGAGAGCGAGUUUUCUGAGUAA
Messenger RNA from Kuraishia capsulata CBS 1993, 4365 nucleotides. RefSeq lists its product as uncharacterized. NCBI's taxonomy places the organism in Eukaryota, Fungi, Ascomycota, Pichiomycetes, Pichiales, Pichiaceae. Gene Ontology annotation, cellular component: nucleus. The record is from RefSeq and is a predicted model, not a curated record. The coding region runs from base 1 to 4365 and encodes 1454 amino acids. Gene Ontology annotation, molecular function: ATP binding; DNA topoisomerase type II (double strand cut, ATP-hydrolyzing) activity; DNA binding. Gene Ontology annotation, biological process: DNA topological change; sister chromatid segregation; resolution of meiotic recombination intermediates. The transcript has a single exon.